Molecule: messenger RNA, 1597 nt
Organism: Peromyscus eremicus (cactus mouse)
Lineage: Eukaryota; Metazoa; Chordata; Mammalia; Rodentia; Cricetidae
Gene: Sde2
Product: SDE2 telomere maintenance homolog
Exons: 7
Coding region: 173-1501 (442 amino acids)
Cellular component (GO): nucleus
Source: RefSeq, a predicted model, not a curated record
CCCACACCGGCCUCGCGACGCCGGGCCACGUGACCGCCCUCCGGAAAGGCGGGGUGAGUGGAAACGUGCGGGGCGGGGCGCUGGAAGCGGAGGCCUUUCGUCAUCAAGGUGCGACCAGAGGGUUGCGUCGCCUAGUGUUCGUCACCGCCCGGAGGUUCCGUCACCCGGCGAGAUGGCGGAGGUUGCGGUGCUGGCGUGGGUUCGCGGCCCCGGAACCGGGUGCAAGGCGCUGCCGUGUGCCUCGGCGAGGUGCUCCGUGCGCGAUGUUAUCUACCGACACUGCCAGGAAGAGGGAGUUCCUGCGGACUGCUUCUUUGUGAAAUGCAGUGGAGUCCUCGUUGCCGCCAGCGACACGGUGCAGCAUGGGGCUGUGUACAGUUUGGAGCCCAGGCUCUGUGGGGGGAAAGGAGGUUUUGGGUCUAUGCUUCGAGCUCUUGGUGCUCAGAUAGAGAAGACAACCAAUCGAGAAGCCUGCCGGGACCUCAGUGGGAGGAGAUUACGAGAUGUCAAUCACGAGAAAGCGAUGGCCGAGUGGGUGAAACAGCAAGCCGAGCGCGAGGCUGAGAAGGAGCAGAAGCGCCUGGAGAGGCUGCAGCGAAAGCUGGCGGAGCCCAAGCACUGCUUCAGCAGCCCCGACUACCAGAGGCAGUGCCACGAGAUGGCCGAGCGCCUGGAGGAUUCCGUCCUCAAAGGUAUGCAGGCUGCCUCCAGCAAGAUGGUGUCAGCAGAAAUCAGUGAGACUCGGAAACGGCCUAUCAAGUCAAAGACAGACCAGGGAGCAGGUGCAAAGAAAAGGAAAUGCUUUUGGUUGGGCAUGGAGGGACUGGAGGCCGCCGAGGGGUCCAGCGCUGGAAGCUCGGAUGAUGACAGUGAGGAAGCCCCUGGUACCUCGGAGCGGAGCUGCUGGGCUCCAGGAAGUGGUAGUGGUGCUGUGGAGGGGGCGGCCGACUGUCCUCACAGUCCUCAGAGCUCAGGAGUGAGUGCAGACUCCGAGUCCCCAGAAGAGCUUCCGAAAACCGGGACCGACCCUGGGCAGGACAUUUUGGAGAACACACGAACUGAGCUGGGAGAGACGUCUUCCAGGGAGCACAGCGAACCGCAGAUGGUCACAGAAACAGAAGAGACCCCAGCGAAGAAGAAGACAGAGAGUCCCAAACCCACACAAGAGGACCAAGAGACAGGAGUGAUUGGUGGGGACAGAACUGCCAUGACAGAAUCUGGAGAAGAUAGGAAAAGCGUCCCUGCUGCUGACCUGGAGAGAAGCCACUCAGGAGACACAGCUCUCGGUCGGGAAGCUGUGGACCUGCUGGCAUUCAGCUCUGUGUCGGAGUUGGAGUCGCUGGGCUUGGAGAGGCUCAAGUGUGAACUGAUGGCCCUUGGACUGAAGUGUGGGGGCACCCUGCAGGAGCGUGCAGCCAGACUCUUCUCUGUCAGGGGCCUGGCAAAGGAGCACAUUGACCCAGCUCUCUUUGCCAAGCCUUCCAAAGGGAAGAAGAAAUGAAUUCCCUCAGGCUCUCAUGCUUUUGACAAUUACUCUGGCUUGAUGUGGACUUGUGGCCCGUGCUCCUGUUGAUACUAAAAGCCAGUUUUUUAAUAA